Messenger RNA from Schistocerca americana (American grasshopper), 2667 nucleotides. RefSeq lists its product as uncharacterized. Lineage: Eukaryota; Metazoa; Arthropoda; Insecta; Orthoptera; Acrididae. The record is from RefSeq and is a predicted model, not a curated record. Bases 283 to 2067 code for a protein of 594 amino acids. The transcript is spliced from 3 exons.
UCGAAGACGCCAUUCAUGUUGAUGUUUGCCUUGUGUUAACUGCUUUCGUCGUUUGUUGCUGCUUCUUGUUAUUUCGUUGCUGCUGUUCCGUUUUGUUACUGUUUUGGUAAACAUGAGUGAUUCCCACGAAACGCUCUAUAAGUGUGAGGAGUGCAUUUCAGAGUUUAAAAUGCGAAAGAACCUCUACGCUCAUAUGAGGAAAGUUCAUGAACUUGAUAUCCAUGUGUCUAAAAAAGGAAAAGGCAAUGAAUUGUGUCCCCAGUGCGGAAUUGCAUUUAUGAGAUGCAGUUCAUUAAAACGGCAUCAAAUAACUGUGCAUGGCAUGAAGUCGGAGGAAAACAGUCGGAAUGCCGCAUUAUUUGCCCACAGUGCUCUCUCUCGUUUCUCACCUAUGACACACUGAGAACACGUAUUCAAGAGAACCAUGAUGUUAGUUUUGAGUGCCAGGCGAUAGAAUUUGGUUGUCUUGCAGACUUUGAAGAGUGGAAAAUUUCUUACGAAAAAGUAAACCAUGUUCGUUAUGUAAUGAAUUGUUCGGAGCAGGAGCGACUAGAAAAACGUGUUCGAUAUUACCGCUGCCAUCGCUAUUUCAAUUUCAGUUCUAAAGGAACAGGUGCCAGGUGUGUCAAAAGUAUGGGCACGAAUAAAAUAGGCAGUACUUGUCCAUGCAACAUGCAAGUGGCAACAACAGAGGACAAAUGCUGCUUAAAAUUUUUUCCAAAACAUAUGGGACACACGCAAGAUGUCAGAAGAACAUUUCUGCAUAGGAACGAGAGGGCAGAGUUGGCAGGACGGCUGUCACAGGGUGUUCCUAUUGGACGAGUUGUACAAGAGGUCCGAAGUGCACCAAUUGCUGCAAGUGUGGAGAGAAUCCAUUUCCUUGAGAAAAAAGAUUUGCAUAAUAUAAAAUGGGAUUUUGAUAUUGGUUAUGCAACGAAGAAGCAUGAAAAUGAUGCAGUGAGUGUGAAAUUGUGGGUUGAAGAAAGACAAAGUGACAACCCAGUACUGUAUUUCAAGCAGCAAAAAGAAGUGUAUCCUAAUUUUCAAGAUGAAGACUUCAUUCUUAUUAUAAUGACAGACUUUCAGGCCGAACAACUUCUAAAGUAUGGAGAAGAUAAAAUAUGUGUGGAUGGCAUGACUGCAUACGAUUUUCAACUUUUUACUAUUGUCGUUGUUGAUAGAUAUGGUGCUGGAAUGCCAGUUGCAUUUUGUUUUUCAAAUAGGGGAGACAUGUGCUUACUGUCUUUUUAUUUCAAAUGUGUGAGAGAAAGGGUGGGCACUGUAAAGACCAAUGUGUUUGUGUCUGACGAUGCACCAGCAUUUUAUAAUGCAUGGUUAGCAGUAAUGGGACCUGUGCCAAACCAGUUGCUGUGUUCUUGGCAUACACAACGGAACUGGUCUCAGAAUUUAAGGAGAAUUGCUGGGGGUAGUGAGAAAAAAUCAGCAGUGUUUAGUUCACUAAAGCGACUUCAGACUGAACUGGAUACAGAUGUUUUUAGUUGUAGUCUGGAGAAAGUGGUGGAAGACUUAUUGAAUGAUCUGGAUACUGCAGGAUUUGGCAGGUACUUUCUUAAGAUGUACUGCCAGCGAGUGGAAAAGUGGGCGUAUUGCUUUAGGCAGCGAUUGGGCAUUAAUACAAACAAUUACUUGGAGUCCCUACCUAAAGUAAUUAAAUACAGCUCCCUAGAAGGGAAAAAGUGCAGAAGGCUGGACAAGUCAUUAAAUGCUUUGUUAUGUUUAGUGAGAGACAAAGUAUAUGAGGGCUCAGUGAAGCUCUCAAAACGUAAACAGUGCUCUAGGGCGUCAAGAGUGAAAGCAAGCCACAACGAUAGCUCAGAUAUAACAAAUGGGAUGAUUUUAUGCAGGGGUGAAGGGUUGUGGGAAGUGCUUUCUUCCACUGGUUGUGAAGUGUAUGUUGUUGUAAAAAAUUCAGAACUGAUAUGCGAAAGAAAAUGUUCACGUAAGUGUAACAUCUGCAACAUAUGUGUGCAUUCAUAUAAAUGCAGCUGUUUAGACAAUAUUUUAAAUUUUAACAUAUGUAAGCAUAUACAUGCAUGUGCCAAAUAAUUGUCUGGUGCUGUCCAGGAGAGUGAACAGUGUUCUUUGCCCUCUAGUGCAGACAAUGAAUAUGUGUCAGCAUUGCUUUCUGGCAAUUCAGAAAAGUCUGCUGACACAUUUGAACAGGAUGUGAUGUCUCACUGUGAAACUAUAGUUGCUCUCAGCAAAGGAACACAGUGUGGACAGGAGACUAAGGCCAAAGUAUUGAAGGAUCUGAAGAAGAUCAUUGGCAAUCUUAAUAAAGAUUUUUCUUUCUCACAAGAAAAUACAGUAACAACAAUAUCAGGAAAAAAAUAGUUUGCCACUCACUAUAAAGGUGACAUGUUGAGUUGCAGACAGGCACAAUGUAAAGAAUGUUACACAUUUAGUUUUUGGCCAAAGCCUUCUCCAGAGAACAAAACACAAACAGAUUAACACUAGCAAGCACACAUGACCAAUAUCUCCCAAUGCAGAUAGUGGACAUGGGUGCAGGGAGUGUGCUUCCAUGUGUAAAUCUUUGUGUGUUUUCUUUUCUGAAGAAGGCUUUGGCCAAAAGUUAAAUGUGUAACAGUCUUUACAUUGUGCUGUCUGCAACUCAACAUGUCACCUUUACAGUGAAUAGCAAACUAU